Pyricularia pennisetigena is the source of this 4767-nucleotide messenger RNA. RefSeq lists its product as uncharacterized. Bases 1 to 4767 code for a protein of 1588 amino acids. Gene Ontology annotation, biological process: transmembrane transport. The transcript is spliced from 15 exons. NCBI's taxonomy places the organism in Eukaryota, Fungi, Ascomycota, Sordariomycetes, Magnaporthales, Pyriculariaceae. The record is from RefSeq and is a predicted model, not a curated record. Gene Ontology annotation, cellular component: membrane. Gene Ontology annotation, molecular function: ABC-type transporter activity; ATP binding; ATP hydrolysis activity.
AUGGCCGACGACCGAGGUAUCUCACCGCCGCGAGGAUCUGCAAGUCCUGUCGUUCCUGCACUGCCAAAGAUGGAGGAGGACCAACGCUUGCCCCCGGCCGGUCCGAAAAGUGAAGACGGCUAUGGCGGUGAGAGAUCACGAAUGAGCGAUGGCGAAGUUUCAGACGAAGGGAGCAAGGUAUCACCGUCUGUAGAUCCACCACCUCCAGCGACUGUAGCGGAUAACACGACGGCCUCGUCAUCUGUACCGGCAGCCAAUACCGAGACUGCCUCUUCAGAUAGUUCAUCACCUCAGUCCGAGACGGUCAGUGUCGCGACGGGUCCGUCAAUGCCGAACGUCAACGAAUGCGAGGCUCUUUCAUCAGCUGCCUCGACGCACCCUCACGGAGAAACAGAGGAUAUGGCAAAUCACACUUCUUCAGCGACUAGAUCACCGCUUCAGCCGCUGCAGUCCAACCCCAUAACGUUGUCGACCCAGCACCCGCCGAUAACCCUGGCGCCGCUAUCGUCGGCCUCGGAUGGCCGGAAUAUGCUUUCUGAUAGAUCAUCCGACGCGACUUUGAUCUUCUCCAGAACAGAGAGCGGUCCAGCAGCUCCUCAGCAAGCAGCCGGGGCAACGGCCACGGGCGGGAAAGGAGCUGCGGCGCUCUGGGCAGCUCGCCGGGGUGCGGCCGGUGCGGUCGGUGCAGGAGCUGCUGGACUUGGAGUAGGAGCUGGCUUGGCAAGUCCAGCAGGUGGCCUCGGCACGGGUGUUUUGCCCGCAGCAGCAGCAGCUGGCGCAACGGCUGGGGCGGUCGCAGCAGGAAAAGCCGAGUCUGGUCCUGGCCUUCAGAAGGCGGACCACAAGACCACCUUUAAGCAUUUUUUGGCAGGUUUUUAUCUACGUCUUGCAAUUUUUUGUCCAGGACGCGUGUUUGCCUCGUUCACGGCGUACUAUCACCAGAAUGGACGCACCCUCACCAACGAGGAUUUUCGCAACUUGAUUCUGGAAUGCGUUCGAUACCUCGUCUACCUCUUUGUCGCCCGCUUCAUCUUCUGCUACGUCGCCUACCUCGGCUUCCGCAUGGUAAGCCUCCGCAUCUCCGCCACCCUCCGCCUGCAAUACCUGCAAGCGGUGCUCUCGAUGCGCGUGUCGGCCCUCGACGCCCUCCCGCCGGGCCAGACCGCGGCCGUCAUCACCAUGCUGGCCUCGACGCUGCAGCAAGGCAUCUCGGAGCGCGCCGCCCUGUGCGUGCAGGCGACGGCGCUCAUGGUCGCGGCGCUCGCCGUCGCGCUGUCGCACAACUGGGAGCUGGCGCUGGUCACCUGCUCGGGCGUCGUGCUCAUCGCGGCCGUCUACGCCGCCACCACGCCGCUGCUCGUCCGCGCCUUGAACGCCGUGCAGGCCUGCGAGGUCCGCGCCAGCGCCGCGGCCGCCGAGGCCUUUGCCGCCGUCAGGAUGGUCGCGGCCUGCGGGGCCGAGGGCAGGAUGGCGCGCCGGUACGACGGCUGGGUCGACAGGGGCGCCGAGCAGGGGAUGCGGCUGCGGCCCGUUUUGGCGUGCCAGCAGGCGCCUGUGUUUUUUGCCAUGUAUGCCACGUUUGCGCUGUGUUUUUGGUACGCGCUCAAGAUGUACAUGGAGGGCCGCAUCGACUCCCCGGAGAGCAUGAUUGUUGUCCUGCUCUGCGUCAUGAUGCUUACCGGUUCCGUCUCGGCCCUGACGACCCCGAUCGCCGCGGCCGCCCGCUCCGCCAACGCAGCCGCCGUCUUUUACCGCGUCAUCGACGCCCCGCGGCCCAAGACGGACGGCCUGUCCGGCCCAGACGCGGCGCCCUUCGCGUCUGGGGAUAUCGUCCUGACGCACGUCAACUUUGCCUACCCGACGCGGCCGCUGACAAGAGUGCUCUCGGACCUCUGCGUGCGCUUCCCGGCCGGCAAGACAACGGCCAUCGUGGGCCCGUCCGGGUCCGGCAAGAGUACGGUCGUGGCGCUGCUGGAGCGGUGGUACGAGAUGGACGGCGACCCCGUGGGCAACAUCGGCGUGCUCUGGCUGAGGAACGGGACGGUGGCGGCGGGCGGGAAGGCGCUCAAGGAUUUUGAUUUGUGCUGGUGGAGAAGCCAGAUUGGGCUGGUGCUGCAGGAGCCCUUUCUGUUCAACGACAGCAUUUUCCAGAAUGUUGCAUACGGCCUGGUCGGCACGGAAUGGGAGGGAGUCGGCGACCAGGAGAAGACCAAGCUCGUCCAAGAGGCCUGCAGGACUGCUUUUGCCGAGGAAUUCAUCACACGCCUGCCCGAAGGCUACAACACACUCGUGGGCGACGCGGGCAUAAAGCUGAGCGGCGGGCAGCGGCAGCGCCUGGCCAUCGCGCGCGCCAUCGUGCGCCGGCCCAAGAUCCUGAUCCUCGACGAGGCCACCAGCGCCAUCGACCCCGAGGGCGAGCGGCUGGUGCAGGCGGCGCUCGAGGGCGCGGCGCGCGGCCGCACCACCAUCGCCAUCGCGCACCGGCUGUCGACCAUCCGCAGGGCCGACUGCAUCGUCGUCCUGCGCGCCGGCGUCGCCGUCGAGCAGGGCACGCACGACCAGCUGAUGGCCAGGGGCGAGGGCGGGGUUUACUUUGGGCUCGCGACGGCGCAGCAGCUUGGUGGUGGUGGCGGUGGGGAUGGGAAUGUGUCGGCUGGUGGGAGCGUCGAGUUGGAUGAGAAGAAUCGGGGUAAUGGUGAGGAAAAAAGUAAUGAUGACGUUUUGGACGAGGGAAAGAAGGAGAGCAAUGAGGAUGUCGCGGACGUUUUGCAUGAUUUGCCUGAACCAAGACUGUUGGGAAAGGAAAGGAAUUCGACCGACUCGGCACCAAAGAAAAAUAGAGGGCUGCUUGGAAGCUUUGGAAUGCUGUUACGGGAGCAGAUGGGUCACUGGCCGUGGUAUCUCAUCAUGGCGCUUGGGGCUGUGGGGGGAGGAGCGAGUCCUGCACUCCAAGCAUAUCUCUUUGCGAACCUGGUCACUCUCUUCCAGCUCUGGGGCGAUUUCGCACGACUAAGAGCUGCGGCGAACUUCUGGUGCCUCAUGUUUGUCAUGCUGGCAACCGGCGUGGGCAUCAGCUAUUUUGCGCUGGCGUGGUCAGCGACCAAACUAUCAUUUUACAUCAUCCCCCACUACCGCAAAGAGUACAUCCGCAACAUGCUCUCCAAGCCCAUCUCCUUCUUCGACGACGAGGCCAACUCGACCGGCACGCUCGCCGCCCGCCUGGCGACGGACCCGACCCAGCUCCAGCAGCUGCUGGGCAUGAACAUGGGCUUCGUCGUCGUGUCCGUCCUCUCGGUCGUCGGCUGCCUCGCCAUCUCCUUCUACUUUGGCUGGAAGCUGACGGCGGUGACGGUGGUGACGACGCUGCCGCUGAUCCUCGGCGCGGCCUUCUUCCGCGUCCGCUACGAGAAGCGGCUCGAGGUGAUGGGCGCGGCCGUGUUUGCCGAGAGCGCCAAGUUCGCGACCGAGAGCGUCGGUGCUUUCCGCACCGUGUCGUCGCUGACGCUGGAGAAGCCCAUCUGCGAGAGGUACAGGCUGCUGUUGGAGAGGCACGUCAAGCAAGCGCUGCCGAGGAGCGCGGCUUCCACUGUGCUGUUUGCUUUGAGCGACAGCAUCGCCCUGCUUUGCAUGGCCUUUGUGCUGUGGUACGGGGGCAAGUUGAUGGCCGACCACGAGUAUUUGCCGUUUCAGUAUAUUGUUGUAUACAUUGCCGUUUUGCAGGGUGGAAUGGGUGCUGGUCAAUGGCUCAGUUACGCACCGAACAUCGCUCAAGCGACUGUAGCGGCCAACCGAAUUGUAGACUUGAGGAGCACUGAAAAGAGCGACAACCAACUUUCCCCCCGGCACAGGGGCGACUUGGGCCAAGGAGAAAAGGGUGUCAAGCUUGAGUUCAAGAACGUUUGGUUCCGAUAUCCGACCAGAGACGUGCCAGUACUAAAUGGCCUUGACCUCACUAUUGAACAAGGCCAGUUCGCCGCGGUGGUCGGGCCUUCUGGGUCCGGGAAAACGACGGUCAUUUCACUGCUCGAAAGGUUCUACAAAGCAAGCACGGGAAGCAUUCGGUGCAACGGCGUAGAGAUAUCACACAUCUGCCUACGAGACUACCGCCGAGCGAUAUCCCUCGUAGCCCAAGAGGCAUGCAUAUUCGACGGCUCCAUCCGGGAAAACAUCCUGCUGGGCGUGGAGGAGGACGAGAUGCCGGCCAACAAGCUGGAAGAAGCUCUCGUCCAGGCCUGCUGCGACGCCGAGAUCCACGACUUUGUCACCUCGCUCCCGGAAGGGUACGAGUCGCGGGUGGGCACGAGGGGAGUGGCGCUGUCCGGCGGGCAGAAGCAGAGGCUGGCCAUCGCCAGGGCCCUGGUCAGGAACCCGAGGCUCCUGCUGCUGGACGAGGCGACGUCCAGCUUGGAUUCGGAGACGGAAAAGGCUGUCCAGGCUGUCUUUGAGAAGACCAAAGGGUCGAGGACGAUGGUUGUCGUGGCUCAUCGGCUGGCGACUGUGCAGAAUGCCGAUGUCAUCUUUGUGCUUGGCGAGGGCAAGGUGGUCGAAAGGGGCAACCACGCUUCUCUUCUCAAGAAAAAGGGGGUCUACUACCAGAUGGUAAGUGCCCAGCCUCCCUUCUCCGAGGAUAUUCCGGGGGUGCGCACCAAUGCAACCCCUCGGAGAAGCCUUGUUUUGUCGCAGCAUCGUACUCCGUUGGAGCUAACUGUCGAGAAACCUGGCAUGCAGAGUGAUGUGACUGCUUGGUAUGCGUGUGAUGUGAUGUGA